CUGACACUGGAGUGAAUGGGCAGGAACCAAUUCGUACGACUGGGGGAAAAUUGGCAGCGACUCUGCGGCCGCAAAAUUCGCCGCCGCAACGAAGGAGAGCAACUUUGAGAUCGAGGAGGGGAAGCCAUAUGCUGAGGUACAUCCCGCUGCUCCCGUCCUCCUAGCACCCGCACCGCAUCCCUCCGGGGAUAAACAACAUGUCGCACCACCCAGGACUGCCAUAUGUUGACGUAUCCGACUAGCUGUGGAUGGGCACGCACCCGUCGAACCCCUCGCGCGAUGUCAGCACCGGGCGAACACUACUCGAUCUGGUGAGCGAGAACCAGAUGCUGCUAUCGACAAGUGUCGCGGAGCGGUACGGAGAGAAGCUGCCGUUUCUCUUCAAGGUUCUCAGCAUCCAGAAAGCGCUCAGUAUCCAGGCGCAUCCGGACAAGAAGUUGGCCGAGAGGCUGCACAGGGACGACCCGAAGAACUACCCUGAUGACAACCACAAGCCCGAGAUGACGAUAGCGGUGACGCCCUUUGAUGGUUUCUGUGGUUUCCGUCCCCUGGAGCAGAUCGCGAGCUUCUUGCAGCACGUAUCGGAGCUGCGGGAUCUCGUUGGCGCAUCGGAGGCGGAUUCGUUCAUUUCUGUGGCGUCAUCCUCUUCUCCUACCGAUGAAAAGAAGGCUGCUCUCAAGUCCCUUUUCACCACCCUUAUGACCGCGCCCGAGGACAAGUUCAAGCCUCUGACCCGCUCCAUGGCCCAGUCCGCCGAACGCGACCCUGCUGCCUUUGGUGGCCCCGAACAUGGAGGAAAGGUCAUGGGAGACCUGAUCGUCCGGCUGAACAAGGAGUUCCCCGAGGACAUCGGUCUGUUCUGCUCUCUUUUCCUGAACUACAUCACCCUCCAACCCGGCGAGGCGAUCUUCCUCCGCGCAAAUGACCCGCACGCGUACCUGAGCGGUGACAUCAUCGAGUGCAUGGCGGCCUCCGACAACGUAGUGCGCGCAGGAUUCACGCCGAAGUUCAAGGAUGUCAAGAACUUGGUCGAGAUGUUGACGUACAACUACGCUCCUAUCGAGGAGCAGAAGAUGAAGCCCACGCCUUGGGCAAAGUCGCACGGACAACAGGGCACAAGUGUGCUGUACGACCCUCCGAUCGACGAGUUUGCGGUCGUGAAGACGGAGCUGAAGGCCGGCGCCAAGGAGGAGUUCGAUGGCGUGGAGGGACCGAGUAUCGUCAUUAUCACCGAGGGAAGUGGAAGCAUUGCGGUCGGUCCAAAGAAACAAAACAUUCACCAGGGCUUGGUGUUCUUUGUGGGCUCAACAGCGCUGUUGGAGCUCGAGGCCGCAGAAGAGGGAUUGGUUGCAUUUAGGGCGUUUUGUGAGUUGAAGUAGGACGCCGUUGCCGCCACAGUAGUGAGGCGAAGGGCUGAUGGGGAAUUCCAGUAGCGCCAGAGGGAAAA
Molecule: messenger RNA, 1447 nt
Organism: Tricharina praecox
Lineage: Eukaryota; Fungi; Ascomycota; Pezizomycetes; Pezizales; Pyronemataceae
Product: mannose-6-phosphate isomerase
Exons: 2
Coding region: 249-1379 (376 amino acids)
Biological process (GO): GDP-mannose biosynthetic process; carbohydrate metabolic process
Cellular component (GO): cytosol
Molecular function (GO): zinc ion binding; mannose-6-phosphate isomerase activity
Source: RefSeq, a predicted model, not a curated record